AUGGCUAUAGUGAGUUUGAUCAAAAAAUGGUUUGCACAGUCCCAAACAGUGCAAGCCAUGAUAUUGAUUCAAGCUUUCGCAACCGGAAUGCAACUCCUCUCGAAAGUCGUUCUGACUCAAGGAACUUUCGUCUUCGCUUUGAUAACCUACCGUCACAUGAUUGCAGCAGUGUCUGUUGCUCCUUUUGCCUGCUAUUUCGAAAGAGGUGAAGAAAAGAAGUUCAGUGGGCUUUUGAUGAAUGUAUUCCCUCACAAGUAUUGGGCAACUAUGCUCACAUGUAUCAUAGCAGUAUUGCAAUCAGCUGUGUUGGGCUUGUGUUUAGAUACAAAUGCAGUUGCAUGGAGACUUGAUUGGAAUCUUCAGCUACUCACUAUUGUUUACUCGGGAGUGUUUGUUACGACUGUAACAUUUUGCUUACUCACUUGGGUGAUCUCAAAACCAGGGCUCACUUAUCCUUCUAUGUUCAACUCACUAAAUAUGAUUUUGGUAGCUGUAUUUGAAACUCUCUUCUUGGUGAAGCCAUCAGAAGUGGAACGUGAAGUUGAUGAAUGUAUUCCCUCACAAGUAUUGCAAUCAGCUGUGUUGGGCUUAUGUUUAGAAACAAGUGCAGCUGCGUGGAGACUUGACUGGGACCUUCAGCUACUCACUAUUGUUUACUCGGCACAUACUAAAAGUUGUGCCAAAUUUGGCUCAAAAUAUAGCAUGGGCCAAUUGGAGAUCGGUAUCACUACUACAUACAGAGACACAAUGACAACUUAUGCCACAAACUUUCUGAACUUAAUCCCAGUUGUCACGUUUAUCUUAUCUAUCUCUUUCAAAUUAGAGAAGGUGAAUGUGCAUACAAAGACAGGUGAAGUUGAUGAAUGUAUUCCCUCACAAGUAUUUCAAUCAGCUGUGUUGGGCUUAUGUUUAGAAACAAUUGCAGCUGCAUGGAGAAUUAACUCGGACCUUCAGUUACUCACUAUUGUUUACUCGAGACACAAUGGCAACCUAUGCUACAAACUUUCUGAACUUAAUCCUAGUUGUCACGUUUAUCUUAUCUAUCUCUUUCAGAUGAAGUUGAUGAAUGUAUUCCCUCACAAGUAUUGCAAUCAGCUAUGUUGGGCUUAUGUUUAG
Messenger RNA from Humulus lupulus (European hop), 1116 nucleotides. RefSeq names its product WAT1-related protein At2g37450-like. Bases 1 to 1116 code for a protein of 371 amino acids. The record is from RefSeq and is a predicted model, not a curated record. Gene Ontology annotation, molecular function: transmembrane transporter activity. Gene Ontology annotation, cellular component: plasma membrane. Lineage: Eukaryota; Viridiplantae; Streptophyta; Magnoliopsida; Rosales; Cannabaceae. The transcript has 11 exons.